AUGGAUGAGAAUUCAGGCUAUGAACCACUUAUUUUGAAAGAGGAGGGUGCCAACAAUAAAACUUUGUGGGUUUCAUUAGCAAAAUGGAUUCUCAGAGUGGUACUGUGGGCAAUUUUCAUUGCCUGGGCUGCUUUUAUCUUCCUGUAUCCAUCUGAUUACGGUACUGAUUUGUACAGGAAGUGGAGUCGAGCUACCAGUGGAACUCUAUUCGGCGAAACAGGAAGCAUUUUUCUGCUUUUCAGUGGCCCUAUCCUCCUCAUUGCAUUUUUGGCCACUGUUUAUCUCAUCAUCUCAGGGAAAGAGGAGAUUCACGAGACAAAAACUUCAAGAUAUCCACGUUUCCGCUUGUGGACAUUCCCUGUUCUCGUUGAUGGACCAUUUGGUGUUGUUUCAGCCGCAGAGUUAAUUGGAAUCAUACUCUUAACUGCAUACGUCAUCUGGGCAGUUUCUGUUUUAUCCAUCAAGAACCGGAAUAUUGUAUAUUCCUUGUUUCAUCAUCUGCCUUCUAAAGAACAAAGUGUUUUGAUGCUGGAGCUCACAGGACUCAGGUUGGGAUUGAUUGGAUUAUUUUGCUUGACCUUUUUGUUUCUGCCUGUUGCAAGAGGAUCAGUUCUUCUCCGGCUCAUAGAUAUCCCUUUUGAGCACGCAACCAGAUAUCAUGUCUGGUUAGGACAUCUAACAAUGUUGCUGUUUACUCUUCAUGGUCUGUUCUAUGUGAUUGGAUGGACAAUAGAGGGACGUCUCAAGCAAGAGCUAAGGGACUGGAAAAAUGUUGGAAUUGCCAAUUUUCCUGGAGUCAUUAGCCUUUUAGCUGGUCUACUGAUGUGGAUAACAUCACUUCCUGGAUUAAGGAGGAUCAACUUUGAGUUGUUCUUCUACACCCACCAAUUAUAUGUAGUUUUUGUCGUCUUCUUGGCCUUGCACGUUGGUGAUUUCAUUUUCUGUUUUGCUGCUGGGGGAAUAUUUCUCUUCAUGCUUGAUCGUUUUCUUCGAUUCUGUCAGUCAAGAAAGACAGUUAAUGUACUUUCGGCAAGAUGCUUUCCAUGUGGAACUGUGGAGUUGAGUCUUUCAAAACCAGAGAAUUUGAACUACAAUGCUCUUGGUUGGAUUUUUCUUCAAGUUCGUGAAUUAUCUUGGCUUCAGUGGCAUCCCUUUAGUGUCUCCUCUAGUCCUCUUGAUGGUAAACAUCAUCUUGCUAUCCUCAUAAAGGUUCUUGGAGGCUGGACAGCAAAACUGGAGAAACUCAUCUCGAGUAUUUCGGAGGAACAGCUUGAAACAAAGCCAUUCCUGCAGCCCCACUCCAAAAUAACAGCUUCCAUAGAGGGGCCUUAUGGUCACGAAUCGGCAUACCACUUGACGUACGAACACCUGAUUUUAGUUGCAGGCGGCAUAGGAAUUUCACCUUUCCUUGCUAUCCUGAGUGAUGUUCUUCACCGUAUUAAUGAUAGCAAGCCUUGUCUGCCAAGAAAUGUGUUGAUAGUAUGGGCCAUUAAAACAUCGAAAGAGCUUCCACUUCUUCAGACAGUCGAUAUGAAGUCUAUCUGUCCAUUUUUUCCUGAUGCGUUGAACCUUGAGAUUCAAACCUACGUUACUCGACAAACAGAACCCUCAUUGGAAGAGGGUCAUGUUAUGGAACCUGUUAAUUCUUCCAACUUCCCUGUCUCCAAGAAAUGUGGAAUGUCUGUGUUGGUUGGUACUGGACACAUUUUAUGGUCGGGGUUAUACGUUAUAGUGUCUACACUAGGUUUGGUGAUUACUGUCUAUUUGUUAGAUAUCUUGUACAUAAAUCCUUACAACAUAUACUACUGGUGGUAUAAGGGCCUUUUAUUCAUAGCAUGCAUGACCAUUAGCGUUGUCCUUUUUGGGGGUCUUGUAAUUGGUUUAUGGCAUAUGUGGGAAAGAAAAACUUCAUACAAAGAGGAAUGUGAGAACUCCACAAAUACUAGCAGCAUUGUGCAUCCCCAAGAGGCACAGAUACAUAAGAAAACUGGGCAGGAACAGUAUCUCAACAUUAUUCGGUAUGGACAAAGACCCGACUUCAGUGAAAUUUUCGGGACGAUGGCAGAGCGUUGGGAAAAUUUCGACAUUGGUGUAAUUGUUUGUGGCCCUCCAACACUUCAGACUAGUGUUGCUAAAGAGUGCAGGAAACAGAAUCUCAAUAGAAUUAACAAUAAAUCUCAAAACCAUAGCAACAUAACGAUCUUCAUAUUGCAUUUUGAACCUUCUGAUGGGGUAGACAUUUCUCGUGAGGUAGUAGAAUCUGAUCACGAACAUUCUGAUUCUUGGCGGGUGCACAUAGCUGGUGAGGUAGUAGAAACUGGCCACUAA
Fraxinus pennsylvanica is the source of this 2328-nucleotide messenger RNA. Lineage: Eukaryota; Viridiplantae; Streptophyta; Magnoliopsida; Lamiales; Oleaceae. The record is from the annotation of a GenBank genome assembly.